UUCACUCCAGUAUACGCGCGCUUUUUGUUGUUGUUUAUUAUUUCAACAUAAUUUACAUUAAAUGAAAAAUUCGUUAGAUAAAAUUAUUGUCUUUCAAAAAACUAUUUAAAGAUUAGCUUUAUAUAAAGUUUUAUAUUCAAAAUGCACGAUUUUGCUCAUGAUUUUGAUACUGUUACGCCCGAAGUGUGGAGAGCAAACGAAGAAAGUUGGAAGCAAAAGCUCUUAAAUUUACCUAAUUGGCAUAAGAUUCCUCUUAUUAACUGUAAUGCUUCUCAUAAUCUUUUCGACGGGUCUCUGGCUCGCUUUCGAGGAAUGGUUCAAGAUAUGCACAACCCAGAGUUCUAUUUUGAAGAGUUUGAGGUGUUCAACACAGUUACAUAUGAAGUGAAAACAAAGUCGGGGAAGUAUACGGACACGGCGUCGAUUCUGGAAAAUGAAAAAAUCAACUACACAGAAAACCUAAAGAGUGCACAAAGACAGACAAUGGUUGUAGUAUCAAUGCCAGGUUUAAAUGAAUGGGCUCAAAACAUUGAGAAUGAUAAAAACCAUUUGAAACACCUUGAAGACCAGCCAAAUACUUCAAAGAGGUUAAAUGUUACCAAGUUAAAACGCAGCUAUGAAGAAUGUGAGGAUGAGGAUGCCAUGGAAGUUGAAGGUAGUGACGGAAAGAAGGAACCUAGAGUGGCGGAGACUGUGAAUGAACCUUCUAAUGUUGUGUCAAGAGAGCAUUUGUUGAAUUUUCCCUUACCUGAUGUUGCUAGCAAAUCUUGUAUCAUAAAGAUAUAUGAUGACAGUGAAAACCUUAAACUAAACGACAUGAUAGAAGUGGUUGGUUUUCUAUCAGUUGAUCCAGCACUUUCCGGAGAGUUCCAACCAGAUAAGAAUGACCUGCUUGAACCCACCACGGAAACUGAAGUAGAAACAAUAACACACAACCCACCUCCGAGCCUUGUACCGAGAUUGCAUGCUGUGUAUGUUAAGAAGUUGGACCAUUGCAAUCCAUUGAUUAUGGAUGGUGUUGAUAAAGAGAAUGUAUUAAAAGAAGCAAACUCAGCCAGGGAGCAUUUACUGAAAGCAUUGACUGAGUUGCUAUUGGGUGACCAGUUGGCUGCUGAGUAUUUAAUAUGUCACCUCAUUGCAUGUGUGUAUCUACAACAAGACACAUUAUCACUGGGACAAUUCUGCCUCAAUAUGUCUAAUCUGCCUACAAAGAAAUAUCCCAAUUAUGCAAAACAGUUGUAUGAUAUCAUUAAGCAAUUUGUAACAAAAAGUUACUAUCUACCGUUAACUGUGGAUAAUAUGAAUACAAUGCCUUUACUACCCAAAAAAGAUUAUGACUGUAAUAGAUUAACAAGUGGAGUUCUCCAGCUAAGCAAACACACACAUUUAGUGUUAGAUGAGACACAAAUGGAACAGGGGCAAUUGGAUUCUACUGGCGUCAACAAUAUCACAGCUUUGGGGAAUCUAAUAAAGUUGCAGAAGGUUGAAUAUGAUUUUAAAUAUUAUAAAAUGGAGUUUGAUUCAGAUAUAUCUGUGCUUAUUCUGUCGGAAGGAAAAAGUUUAUUACCUAGCGAUUAUCACGUGUCUCUACGUCCAGAAGCUUCGUCGUUGGAAAUAUUUGACGCCAUAGUAGAAGCAGCUACUUAUUACCUUAAAGAAGAUAUUAUGAACACCAUUAGAAUGUAUCUUACUAGUUUAAAACUCAUAAAAUACUCAAUUACAGAGGAUUUGCAGUUUGUUGAAGAAGAUUUUAUAGAAAUGCGCAGUAAAUCAGACUCGGACACUCCAGUUACCGCAGAUGAUCUACACAGACUUCUCGUAUUAGCUCGCCUCGUCAGUUUAUCCCGUGGUUUUGAUACACUCAACAAGGAAUGCUGGGAUAUAACCAAGAAAAUGGAGGAAGAAAGAAUAAAUAGAUUGAAAAAUAAAGUUCCGCCUUUGUCAUAAAUAUGAGUAGUGCUUUUUUAAUAAAUGUUUUUUUUAUAU
Messenger RNA from Zerene cesonia (dogface butterfly), 1986 nucleotides. RefSeq names its product mini-chromosome maintenance complex-binding protein. Lineage: Eukaryota; Metazoa; Arthropoda; Insecta; Lepidoptera; Pieridae. The transcript has 9 exons. Gene Ontology annotation, molecular function: chromatin binding. Gene Ontology annotation, biological process: DNA-templated DNA replication. The record is from RefSeq and is a predicted model, not a curated record. The coding region runs from base 142 to 1947 and encodes 601 amino acids.